Molecule: messenger RNA, 465 nt
Organism: Adineta steineri
Lineage: Eukaryota; Metazoa; Rotifera; Eurotatoria; Adinetida; Adinetidae
Source: the annotation of a GenBank genome assembly
AUGGCCGGUUUAAUUAAAGAUCUUGAAGGUGGAUUUAUGGACAAUACAGCCGAUCGUGUCGUAGAUGAUUUUAUACCAGAUAAAAAUGGUGAAAUUGGUCGUAUUAUGGAAACUGGCGUUAACCAAUAUGUUAACAAUGAAAUCAAUUCAAGAAUGGACUCAGGUGUCUUCGAUGGUAAUACGAACCAAGGUCAAAGUGGAAGUAGCGAUAAAUUUUGAACUAUCACAACAAGUCCAUCUACAACUCAACAAAACAUAACAAAUGUACCUGCGAUUCAACAGAUUACAACAACUUUAUCAACCACUCAGCAAAGCACAACAGUUGCAACUACAAUGCAACAGAUUACAACAAGCUUAUCUACAACUCAGCAAACUACAACAAGUGCAACUACAAUUCAACAAAUAACAACAAGUUUAUCUACAACUCAGCAAAGCACUACAAUUACAACUACAGGUGAGACAUAA